Gaeumannomyces tritici R3-111a-1 is the source of this 390-nucleotide messenger RNA. RefSeq lists its product as hypothetical. The record is from RefSeq and is a predicted model, not a curated record. The annotation marks the transcript as partial. Lineage: Eukaryota; Fungi; Ascomycota; Sordariomycetes; Magnaporthales; Magnaporthaceae. The transcript has a single exon.
AUUAUCGGAGCAUAUCGGUAUAUAAAGGUUAACGGCAUAGUUUUAAUAUGCUUAACGACCAAAAUAACGGCCACAAAAUACCGUACGCUCCGUAUAAUUGUCCUUAAAAAAAAGCAAAUAAAUAAGGUUUUAAUUAUUGCUUUAUUGGAAAUUAAUAACCUUUUGCAACGGAAGCGCGUUGCAAAUAUUUAUAUAAAGCGAAAAGGAAGCAAUGUUCGUUUUAAAAGCAAGUUUAUUGGAAUCGAAAGCGUUGCGGCGGCGCUUAUUGCGCGCUUUACGCUUUUUUUCGGCGAAGGUUUUUUUGCCGCGGCGGCUAAAGCCCGCCAAAGGGUUACCGGCAAAACGCUUGCGGGAAUUUUAAAAAAUUGCAAGCGCAAAAGGGCCCGAUAA